This is a messenger RNA of Meyerozyma guilliermondii ATCC 6260, 2349 nucleotides long. RefSeq lists its product as uncharacterized. The transcript has a single exon. NCBI's taxonomy places the organism in Eukaryota, Fungi, Ascomycota, Pichiomycetes, Serinales, Debaryomycetaceae. The record is from RefSeq and is a predicted model, not a curated record. Bases 1 to 2349 code for a protein of 782 amino acids. Gene Ontology annotation, cellular component: NatB complex; cytoplasm. Gene Ontology annotation, biological process: N-terminal peptidyl-methionine acetylation. Gene Ontology annotation, molecular function: protein binding; protein-N-terminal amino-acid acetyltransferase activity.
AUGUCUGAGACUGACGCCUCUAUUCUUUCGGCCAUUGACCAGGGCCAGUUCAGCCUUGCUCAAUCUCUCUUGUCCCGAAAACUAAAGAAGUUUCCUAAUAAAAGCUACUAUUGGGCUGUCAACUGCUAUCUCUUGGUCAGUCUGGGCAAACAUGAAGAAGCUCUCAGUCAAAGUAAUGCCCUAAAAGAGAAGGUUCCAAGCGACCCACAUGCUCUAGAAAUGUUAUACAAGGUUUUUGAACUAUUAGGGAGACCGAAAGAUGCCAACAUGAUUUAUGAAAAUGCAGUUAAAAAGUAUCCGUCAGCAGACCUCAUUGAAUGUUGGUUUCAAUUGGCGGUGUCGAAAUUUGAUAUUAAAACCAUGCAAAAGGCAGCUAUGGCACUCCAGAAACACAAGAAGGGCGAUAGGAAACUUGCGAUGCGGGCUGCGUUUUGUUGUCUUAAUCUUGCCCUGUCGAAGGUUUGCAAAAUCACCGAAAAAGAAGCCACAUUAUAUUCAAAUCUUGGUGAAAAAUUACUAGAACUGUUCGAUUUCGUCUCCGGGUCCACUCAGGAAGUCUAUGUUUACUGUAAAUUGUUGAAGAAUAACGAAAAAUAUCAGGAAAUAGCCCUGCUUCUCAGUUCCUACGAGGGUACUUUGGACCUUGAUCUUCAAUUGCUCUACUUGGAUGCUCUAGACAAGCUGGAAAAGUGGGAAGAGUUGUAUCUGCUUGCUAAAAAACUUUUAUUUGAGGUUCAAUUUAACGAUUUCGAUACUUGGAAAUAUCUCAUCCGGGCCUCCAAAAACACUAGCAGAGACUACGUUGAGUGCCAGGACCUCAUUUCUCUGCACCGGCCAUCAACGAGAAAUAGCCAAUUGGCGGCUAUCGAAGCUGCAAAACUAUAUGAAAAGCCAGUGGAUGCUCUCAUAUUAAAUUACUACAAGAACUUCUCAUCCAAAUUGUGCUGUUAUACUGAUAUAUCUUACUAUCAACCAACACCAUUCAUUGACAAGAUAAAAGAGACUACAAGUGAGAUUCUUGCUUCUUCAAAAGUCAACACUGCUAGCCUCAUCACAUUGGUGAACAAUCAAAAAUUCAUUCAGACCUGGGAUGACAAGUUGGAUAAACUGGCAUUUAUUGCUGCAAACUGGGCGAUUUAUCACAAAUUUCAGCCUCUCUUGGCAGAGAAAGUGGAAACAGAUGCUUAUUCUGCCAAUGAAUUGAUUCUUAUGAAUGUCGUUCUCAGCUUGGAAGACAAAUCUGCAUCGAACAUUGUGAAAAAUAUAAUCACAUUGGAGCACUUACUAGAUAAAGAUCCUCAAGAUUUCAAAGUCAGGCUUCUUUUGCUCCAUUUGUAUGCAUCGAUAAAUUGUGACUCUUUGGCAGUCCAUAAUUACAACAAACUUCGCAUCAAGAUGUUCCAGCAUGAAUCUUUGAGUCAUCUCAUAGUGGAUUCCAUGACUCCCACGAAGGCAAACCUUCAAGAGCUCAUCAAUAUUUAUCGCUUUUACCUCAGUGCGGACGGUGAAUUGAACGAAAGUGUUUCGCUUGCAUUUGAGAAAGAAGUCUACAACAAAUUAGAGAGUUUCACUCUGUUCUCCAUAAAGCUUAAGAACUCCUUAUCAAGGUAUGUGCUUUUGCUUCAGCUUAUUAAGUUUUGCCGUAUACUCAACGACCACCAAUAUUUGAACUAUUUUAGCCGCAUCGUCCAAGAGCACGAACUAGAGGUUUCUGAAGGAUCCCUCGAUGUGCUCGACAAUCGUGACUACACUACGCUCUGGUCAUUUGGUAGUCAGCCAAACACAUCCAAAUUGCCUACGGUAAAAAGAGGAAAGGAGUAUGUUCAAUUAAUGUGUGCAAAAGAGCUUUUGAUUCUUGAAAAUGAUUUCACCAAAACGACAAAGUUGAUAAAACAGUUCAAUAAGGCGCUAAACUCAGAGAAAAUUCAUGACCAAUUGGCCCAGCAUGAGCAGUGGACAUUCAAGUUAUUGUUGAAUUUGUUUAAAUUGUUCAAGCAACCACCAUCAAAGGAAUCCGAAGCGCUCGUCAACUUUUUGGUCAAGAAUUUGAAGCUUGAAAAGAUCAAGCUGGUUGCUAGCGGGGCAGGAUUGAAUCGUUGUCUUUUUGAAGUUCUCGAGUUUAUCAAAAUUUACGAACAGAUUAGCAGACGUAAUGGCUUUAAGAGUGAGAUCUUGCUGAAAGCUGUUGCGAAUGUUGCCCAAGAAAUCAAAAACUCAAAAUUAACGGACCUGACACUAUCAGAAAUUGACAACGUGAGUGCCGAUGACGUUCCCCGUGAAUCGGCCACAGAAGUUGUCGAAAUGAUCAAAAAGUCUUUGAAGGAAUCAUCGUACAAAAAGUGUAUAUAG